CUAGCGGUGUCGAUGUCGGCAGUCAGUAGAGCACGCCCGACGUACGUAGUGCGCGCGUCGCGAACCGAUUUAAAAAAAAAGGAAUUUCGGAAAAAAUAUAUCGAAAAUUGUACGAAUAAUAUUGUUUGUUAAUUUGAAUAUUGCAUGGACGCUAUUCAGUGAUUGGAUCUCGAAUUUUACGCCCGGAAUACUUCAAUUCUCUUCCUUGGACAGUUUCCUACACAAAAAUGUCUAAAUUAAAAUAGCAUUUUGAUCUUCAAACACCAGAGGAGUGCAAUACGAUGUUGUUUUCUCAUUAACGUCGCAACAAGCCUUCUCAUAUGCACAGAGAAACUUACAACGUGUUCAGAGAUUCACUAAAAUUACGUCAAAAAUUACUACAAAGGACAACAACGUACUUUAAAGUAGUCGAAUUCGUUAAAAAAGACGCAAUACGAUACUUCACGUACGACUACGAAAUACAUCAAUAGCGUAUUAUGAACAUAUUCAUAGGCAAUCAUUCUAAUAAUCUUGUUAAACUUAAACAUUAAAAAGACAAUAAAAUAAUCGUCGAAGUGUCGAAGUAUAAAUCAAUUAAAAUAAUAAUAAUUUUAAGUAGAGCAAUUUCGAAUUGAUUCUAAAUUAAAAACUAAAUAAAUUAAAAAAGUUAACUACUAAAAAAUAGCAUAGAUAAAAAAUAUCGAUUUGACAGCUAAGAUUGACAGUUAAAAUGGCGGGAAAGGCUGAAGCGAUUGGGCCGAGAAACGGUCAUGAGUUGGCGCCUUUGAACGCUCGCGCUGACGGCAGCGAGCGACCUCAUGGAGUUACCAUCGUACUCCAGGGCUCAAGGGGCUCUCUGCAAAGAGAGGCUCCUGAUGAAGACCGUGCGGCCUGGUCAGGCAAACUGCAGUUCUUCCUAUCCAUCAUCGGAUACUCAGUUGGUCUUGGAAAUAUUUGGCGGUUCCCGUACCUGUGCCAGCAGAAUGGAGGAGGAGCGUUCCUCAUCCCGUUCCUGAUCAUGUUGGUGUUGGAAGGGAUCCCUCUCUUCCUGAUAGAGAUGGCUAUCGGCCAGAAGAUGCGGCUCGGCUCCCUGGGCGUGUGGAACACCAUACACCCGUGGCUCGGCGGUAUCGGCAUAUCCAGCUGCAUGGUCACUCUCUUUGUGGCCCUGUACUACAACGUCAUCAUCACUUGGGUGUUCUUCUAUCUGUUUAAUAGUAUUCGGCUGUCUGCCGACUCUCUACCCUGGGCCCACUGCCCCGUUGACAACGGCACUCGUGAGGCAGAAUGCAACAAGGCUUCCUCGACCGUCUACUUCUGGUACCGCGAAGCUUUGGACGCGUCGCCUUCCAUCGACGAGCCAGGAGUACCGAGGUGGUGGAUUGUUCUGUAUCUCCUUCUGGCUUGGAUCAUCGUCUUCUUUAUUGUGAUGAAGGGGAUCCAGAGCAGUGGAAAGGUCGUGUAUUUUACAUCUCUGUUCCCGUACAUCGUGCUGACAAUCUUCUUCAUCAGAGGCGUCACGCUCCCUGGUUCUGCCGACGGCAUCAUCCAUAUGUAUAAACCGAAGCUGGAGAAGUUACUAGAUCCAACAGUUUGGUUGGACGCGGCGACUCAAGUCUUCUACUCGUUCGGGCUUGCUUUCGGAUCGCUCAUCGCCUUCGGUUCCUAUAACCCUCCGAACAACAACUGUGUGAGGGAUGUCCUCUUGGUCUCCGUGUGUAAUGCCCUCACUGCCAUCUACGCGUCCGUCGUGAUCUUCAGCAUACUUGGAUUCAAGGCGUUCACCAUGGUAGAGACGUGCAUGACCAAGGAGAUCAAGAUCCUGGCAGCCCUGAACGUGUCAGGGUUCACUCCGACCUCCUCCCACGACUAUUACCGCGAGGAGUUCGACAACCUGAACGAUAGUCUGGUGGCCAAGUACAACCUCACUGGGUGUACCAUGAGCAGGCAGUUGGAAGAGGCGGCUGAGGGCACCGGUUUAGCCUUCAUCGUGUUCACGCAAGCGAUCCUCAAGCUGACUCCAGCUCCGUUCUGGUCCAUCAUCUUCUUCAUGAUGCUGCUCUCCUUGGGGCUCGGCAGUCAGAUCGGCAUCAUGGAAGGCAUGCUGUGCACCAUCUUCGAUAUCGACUUCUUCAAACGACUUAGCAAGCCUGUUAUUACUGGUAUUGUCUGCACAUUCUGUUUCUUCGUGGGCCUGAUAUUCACGACGGGCGCCGGCGAGUACUGGCUCAAGAUGUUCGACUCCUUCGCCGGCACCAUCGGCCUGGUCGUCGUCGCGCUGCUUGAGAUGGUCGCUGUUAUUUAUAUCUAUGGGCAUGUCAGGUUCACCAACGACAUAUACGAGAUGACGGGCUACCGGCCGGGCCUGUACUGGCAGAUCACCUGGAGAUACGUCGGCCCGUUCAUCGUGACCUGCAUCCUGCUCUCCUCGCUCGUCUUCAUGCUCAUCAACCCCCCCACUUACGGCGCUUGGAAUGCUGAUGAGGGUCGCGUAGUAAAGACUCCGUAUCCGACCUGGGUCCUUGUGAUCGCAGUACUGAUGAUACUGGCAGGAGUUCUACCAAUACCUGUGGUCCUUCUGCUGCGCCGCUUCCAGUGCCUGCAGUUCGACGUGGACAUCCACCAGGGAUCCAUCAGGAGGAUCGAGACUACUGUUUCUACCAAGGAGAUGAUGAGCGAUCAAGAUUCUUCAGAUUCAGAGGACAACAUCCGCACGACCGGCCGCUUCGACGACUCGAGCAGUAGUGACGAAGAAAUUCUAAAUACAAAUAGCACAAAAGGAAACGUUCGUAGACUAGCGAUGAAGCCCAUUGGUCGAAAGCCGACCACAUUCAAAAUGGACGUCGUCGACGAAUGACCGUUACUUUUGAAAUUCACAUUUCUUUUUUCAAAUAUAUUAUUCGAAACCGCCAAAACAAUUGCAUUGUGUAGAAUUAAAUUAUUUAAGUCUUGGGCGGUUUAUUUAUGAAACUUUGAAUAUUCCAUUUUCCAGACAAUAUUUGAAUUAAACUUCUCAUUUUUAUCGUAUGUAUUAUAAUCAGUAUAAUAGACAACAAAUCAUUUAGGUGUAAGCAGAAACGAAGGGAAAGACUUAGGAAGAUUGAAGGAAAGGUAAGAUAUUUCUAUUUCAGGAUGGUUAAAUUUAACACUUAGAAAGUUAGUUGAUAAAUAAAAUUACUUUUGUCAAAUUGUAAUAUUGUAAUUUUAAGAGCGACCCCUCCAUACUUAUAAGAAUACUGAUCGAAUAGUAUUUUUAGGGGAAACAUCAAAAAGGGGGGGAAAGUCAGGAGUUGAUUUUACCUUUAGGAGUCAAACUUACCCUUUGAAGAUCUGAGUCAGUGUAAUUGCAAAAGCUUUCAUGGAACACGUGGGGUAAAUAAAAGUGAGUUUUUACCUAAGGGUAAAACUAACUCCUAAUUAUGAUUGGUAUACAUAAUUUGUAUAAUUGUUGACGAUAUUUAUCAAAAUUGUUGAAUUUUCAUGCACACAGACUUUAAAUAGUGUAACAUCAUAGCAGUUUUAGCUAUAGCUCUUAUUUCAAUAAGGAUAAGGAUUAAAAUCUCGUGUCUAAAAAAUCAAUCUUAGGGAGCGUGUUUUAAAAUUUAACGAGAUCGAGAUUAUGGGUUCCAUUUUAACAGAUAAAGUAGGAAAAAUUUAUAAAAGAAAAAGAAGUUAAUAAACCAUUAAAAAUUGUAACGGAUUCGUUGGAAUCGGAUGAAAUUUCUUCAUAUUUUUAUAAUAAUUAUCGUGAGACGCGGCGACGUCGCGUCGCGUAGCCUACUGGUUAUAACCGUGCGUUGACGCCGACGGCAUCUGCGCACGCUGCUCAUAAUGAAGAGUCCCGCUAUGACUCGAAACUAGUAGAGCUUUUCUCCAUCAAUAUACCGUAAUGAAUCCAUCUUUACAUCAGUUUUAAAAGCAGUGGGUGAGUCAGUCUUAGAGCUUCGAAUUAGACCAGUUAAAUAAGUGUUUACGAAAAUAUUUUUGGUAAAAGUAAAAGUAAAGAUAAAAUUAGAAGGAUCGAUGUUAAUGUGUUCGUAUAGAGGAAGGGCUUUAACUAAUUGGCAAAUAUAACCUAUAUGGAAUAUAAAAAAAUGUUAGGCUAUGUAUUAAAUUAAAGAAGUAUUGUGGUAGUGAAAUGUGUAUAGUGAUGGUUGGGCAUUCGGGAGGACGGAAACAGUAUUUUUUUGUCAUAAACUACAACAUUAUUGAAAUAAUAUGAAAUGUUAAGUUUACUAUAUUAGAUUUUCCAUAAAAAUUUUAGUUCAUUCAGUAAAAUUUAUAUGAGUUUGCUUUACGUUUUAUAAAUUCGAAACGAAAACGCGUUUGGCGCUCUGAUUGGUUGGUUCAUUUGCACCGGCCAAUCAGAGCUUCGAAAGUGCUCUUGUUUCGUUUUCGUUCAACGUAAACCAAACUCGUACUGAAUGCAUAACGAUUUAAUGGUUCAUUAUAAUUAUUAACAACUUAUAAAACACGAUUAUCGACUUAUAAUAACAAUUAUCAAUUAAAAUCAAUAGAUUUUUUUAUAAUCAGUCAUAUAUUCUCCUCCUGACUUUGCCCGUGGUAAGUAAAUAUAAAUGAACCAAUGAUAAUCUCGAUCUAGUGGCCAUUGCACUAUAAAAACGUUGAUUUGAAAACAAAUAUACGUUUAAAACGAAAUGUAUUUAAAUUCAUUAUUAUGUAUUUCAUUUUUAAACAGUUUUAUGAAGUUUAAUAAGCUGUUAGAGAUUUGACUGAAUGGUUUUCUGACACUUUUGAACCUAGGCUACCUAACCUAAACAUUUUUUAUACCCUGUGGUAUUGUAUAUAGAUCAGAGAUGACAAACUAAUUUAUGAUUCGUCUAAUAGAAAGCAGUUACGAAAACGAAACGAGAGCGCGUUCGGAGCUCUGAUUGGUUGGUUCAUUUGCGCUAGCCAAUCAGAGCGCCUCACACGGUCUCGUUUGUUUUCGUACAACGUAAAGCAAAUUCGUAUUAAGGAUAUACAGAUCAAAAGUGAAAAACUAGUUUAUGAUUCGUCUAAUAGAAA
This is a messenger RNA of Spodoptera frugiperda (fall armyworm), 5007 nucleotides long. Its product is annotated as sodium-dependent neutral amino acid transporter B(0)AT3. Gene Ontology annotation, biological process: sodium ion transmembrane transport. Gene Ontology annotation, cellular component: membrane. The transcript is spliced from 12 exons. The record is from RefSeq and is a predicted model, not a curated record. Bases 710 to 2836 code for a protein of 708 amino acids. Lineage: Eukaryota; Metazoa; Arthropoda; Insecta; Lepidoptera; Noctuidae.